This is a messenger RNA of Neocloeon triangulifer, 1962 nucleotides long. Its product is annotated as maltase A3-like. Gene Ontology annotation, biological process: carbohydrate metabolic process. Lineage: Eukaryota; Metazoa; Arthropoda; Insecta; Ephemeroptera; Baetidae. The coding region runs from base 125 to 1843 and encodes 572 amino acids. The transcript is spliced from 9 exons. The record is from RefSeq and is a predicted model, not a curated record.
CUGAGAUAAUGAUGAAGAUUUUGAGUGGGUGAUAAACAAACUUAUGUAACGACUAGUGGUCUAUUUAUUUCACUGUAAAAGUUAAAAGUUGGCUAUAGGUUCAAGAAGUGUAAUAGCAUUUAAAAUGUUUCUCAAAUUGUUCCUGGCGAGCGUCCUCGCAGCAUCAGUUUUUGGUCAAGAUGAUCCAAACUGGUACAAAACUGCCACUUACUAUCAGGUGUAUCCACGCUCGCUCAAGGACACAAAUGGAGAUGGCAUUGGCGACCUUAAAGGAAUCACCCAGAGCAUUCCCUUCAUGAAAUCGCUCGGUGUUGACUGCAUUUGGCUGUCACCAAUUUACAAAUCGCCAAUGAAGGACUUUGGCUACGACAUCGCUGAUUUCUAUUCAAUCGACCCGAUUUUUGGAACUUGGGAAGACUUCGAGGAACUUCUGGCCACCAUCAAAGCAGCCGGCUUGCGCCUGUUGAUGGACCUCAUCCCUAACCACACGAGCAACGAGCAUGAGUGGUUCAUCAAGUCGGUGCAGGGACAACAACCAUACGCUGACUACUACGUGUGGAAACCGUCAAAAGGCAUUGACGCAAACGGUUCUCAAAUACCGCCGAACAACUGGUUGAGCGCUUUCGCCGGAUCCGCGUGGGAAUGGCGCGAGGAACGGCAGAUGUUCUACCUGCACCAGUUCACCGUGGAACAGCCCGACCUCGACUACCGCAGUCCCCUCGUUCUGGCCGAGAUGCAGAACGUAUUCCGCUUCUGGCUGCAGAAGGGCGUCGACGGCUUCCGCAUCGACGCGCCUGCCCACAUUUGGGAGCACGAGGACUUCCUCGACGAGCCGCCCUCCAACGACCCCAACUGUCCGGCCCCUGACCAGUUCUGCGCGCUCAACCACACGUACGUCAAGGACCAGGAACAGGUCUAUGACAUCUUGUACGCCUUCAGAACGGUUGUGGAUGAGUUUGAGGCUUCCACAGGCGAAAUCAAAGUUCUGAUGAGCGAGGCAUCAGGAGAGUUGGACUUGACCAUGCGUUAUUACGGCAACGAAACGCACAACAUCAUCCACUUCCCAUUCAACUUCUACCUCAUCUGGGAGAUAAGCAACGCGACGGACGCGCGCGGCGUCGAGGCCGCCAUCCGCCACUGGUUGGACGCGAUGCCCGUCGGCCGCACUGCAAACUACGUCUUGGGAAACCACGACAAUGGUCGUUUGGCUUCAAGAGUGGGCGCAGAUUUCGCGAUGACCAACCAAAUGAUCGCCUUCUUGCUCCCGGGUGCGAUGAUUUCCUACAUGGGCGAAGAAAUCAACAUGGAAAACACGUUCAUCACGUGGGCGCAAACGCAAGAUCCGCAGGGCUGCAACGCCGGUCCUGAUCUCUACCAGCGCUUUUCCAGAGACCCCCAACGCACGCCCUUCCAGUGGGACGAUUCAAACUUCGCAGGUUUUACAAAUGGUUCAAAUACGUGGUUGCCUGUGAACGAAAACUACUUGCAAGUCAACGUGGCCGCCCAGCAGGCUGCCCUGUACAGUCCACUCAAGAUUUACCAAAGAUUGGCAGAGGCCAGAAAAUCGGCCGCCGUCAAAAAUGGUUCUUUUGACCUCAGAGUUGUCAAUGACGAUGUUAUUGCGUUUACAAGAGUGCUGACAGGUGAAAUUAAUUUCUUGGUUGUGGCCAACACAGCUUAUGAGGCCAGGACAGUCAACGUGGACGCAACGUUCUUUCCCUUAUUACCUAUUAAGGCAACGGUUUUCACUGCGAGCGUCGAUUCGCCAAUUCAGCAAGGUGAUUCCGUUUUCACCUCGGUAAUUGAUUUGGCUCCCCGAGGAGGCGUCGUUUUGACUUUUUGAAAGGCAGCUUAUGAUUAAUAUGAAUGUUUGCUAAUAAAAAAAUCAAUUGGCGAUUUAAAUUGUGCAUAAUUAUAUCUAGAUAUGAAAUAAAAAAUCAAUUAUGACACAAUUUUAGUUUG